Labrus mixtus (cuckoo wrasse) is the source of this 4803-nucleotide messenger RNA. It is a transcript of the gene sec24c, whose product is annotated as SEC24 homolog C, COPII coat complex component. The record is from RefSeq and is a predicted model, not a curated record. Gene Ontology annotation, biological process: COPII-coated vesicle cargo loading; endoplasmic reticulum to Golgi vesicle-mediated transport; intracellular protein transport. Gene Ontology annotation, molecular function: SNARE binding; zinc ion binding. The transcript has 25 exons. Lineage: Eukaryota; Metazoa; Chordata; Actinopteri; Labriformes; Labridae. The coding region runs from base 181 to 3963 and encodes 1260 amino acids. Gene Ontology annotation, cellular component: endoplasmic reticulum exit site; COPII vesicle coat.
CACAGCGCUGCAGCAGUUCCGCUGAAUGUCCGCUUCUGAUACCGAGGAGGGAUUAGUGAGAAACACCCCGGGACGACAUCGUCUCUACAAUUUGUCGACCAGCGGGUUUCACAGUUGUUCCCCAUACUGAGGACAGCCUUACUACUUAACACACUUCGGAGUUUUAGGUAUGAACUGAGGAUGAAUGUAAACCAGCACACUCCAAUGGCCUCACCAUAUGGCCAGCCUCAGCCAGGCUACGGCCAGCCUGGCUACGCACCCCUGGAUGGGGGAUACCCUGCACCCUACGCACCCUACAACGGCCCUACUUCAGCUUACCAGCCUGGGGCUCCACCACAAGGUUACUCUCCUUUCACAAGCUUUCCCUCUAAGGCUGUGGCCGCCAACCCAGUCUCUGACCUCUCCUCUCCUCUUGACUUAGGUCCUGUCAGGGGUCCUCCUGUUUCUGGAGCCCCUCCAGUCUCGGCUCCUCAACCGUAUAAUCAGUACAGUCACAGUCAAGGGGAAAUGCAGAAUGGACCCCCUCCUAUGACACAAGCCCCUCCCAGGCCUGCUGUGUCUCAGUCAUACAACCCUGCAGGGAUGAACAUGACAGGGCCCCCUCACCCCUCCUAUCCUCAGCACUAUGGGCCUCCUCCCACAAUGCAGCAGGUCACUAACCAGAUGACUGGGAUGCAGAUCAACUCUGGACCGCCGACCCCUGCAGGACCGGGAUAUGCUCCACCUAACAGCUCUCAGCCUCCUGUUAGCACCGCCUACACUGCUGCACCUCCGACUUCCUACGCCCAGGGCCCUCCCCCUGCAUCCUCUGCCCCCACCCAGCCACCACCUCCCAGUGGUCCUGCAGCUCCUCAGCAAUACUAUGGAGGCCCUUCACCUCCUUCUCAACAGCCAUUCAACUCUUCACUCCCCCCUACCUCUCAGCAGCAGUUCACUUCCUCUGCUCCAGCACCUCCUCCCUCCCAACAAACCUUCCCUCCCUCCUCCUACUCAGGUCCCAUGCCUCCAGCCAGCCAAGCUCCCGCUCCACCUGUCUCCCAGCCGCAGCAGUCCUUCCCUCCUCCAGCCCAGCCCCCCUUCUCCGCACCACCUCCUCCUGCCAGCCAGCCCCCAGCCUUCGCCCCUGGCCCGCCUCUCCAAAACCAGGGCUCCUUCCCACCGAGAGGACCACCUCCAUCCUCUCAACCGGGGUCUUUCCCUCCUCCUGGUCCUCCCCCAGGUCCUCCCCCAACUUCCCUUUCAUCUGGCCCAUACCCCGGCCAGAUGCCACCCCAACAGCAUCCCCCUCCUUCCCAGCCAUCUCCCUACCACUCAGGUCCACCUCCUCCCGGCGUUCAGAUGCCUCCAACCUCCAUGGCUCAGAGCAACCACCUGCCUCCAGGACCACCUGGCCCCCCUGGGCCCAUGCAGCAGCCUCCACCUCAGCCAGGCAUGCCUGGAGGAUUCCCCCCUCAGCAGAAUGGUGCAUUCGGGCAGGUGAGAGGUCCCCAGCCUGGCUAUGCAGGCCCGUAUCCCGGGCAACCAAACUACGGAGCCCCUGCACCAGCACCCGCUCCUGCUGCCCCUGCACAGAAAAGACUUGAUCCAGAUGCCAUCCCUAGCCCGCAAGCGUCUGACAUGCCGGCUGUGCAGAAAUCAAGACAUAGAAUAGACCCAGACGCUAUCCCCAGCCCAAUCCAGGUAAUAGAGGACGACAGGGCUAAGAGCACGGAGCCAUUCACAACAGGGGUCAGAGGUCAGGCCCCACCGCUGGUCACCACCAACUUCCAGGUCAAAGACCAAGGGAAUGCCAGUCCCAGGUUUAUCCGCUGUACGGCCUAUAACAUACCUUGCACAGCCGACAUGGCCAAGCAGUCUCAGGUGCCGCUGGCUGCUGUCAUCAAGCCCCUCGCCACGCUGCCGCCAGACGAGAUCCCCCCGUACUUGGUGGACCACGGCGAGAGUGGUCCGAUCCGCUGCAACAGGUGCAAGGCGUACAUGUGUCCCUACAUGCAGUUCAUCGAGGGAGGUCGCCGCUUCCAGUGUGGCUUUUGCAGCUGCGUCACAGAGGUGCCUCCACAUUACUUCCAGCAUCUGGACCACACCGGGAAGAGGAUGGACUGUUACGACAGGCCGGAGCUUUCGCUGGGCAGCUAUGAGUUCUUGGCGACUGUCGACUACUGUAAGAAUAACAAGCUCCCUCAGCCUCCAGCCUUCAUCUUCCUCAUCGACGUGUCCUACAACGCUGUGAAGAGCGGGAUGGUCAACAUCGUUUGCGAGGAACUCAAGACCCUUCUCGACUAUCUGCCGAGGGAAAACCCAGAAAUGGACUCUGUGGUGCGUGUUGGUUUCGUCACCUACAACAAAGUUAUGCAUUUCUACAACGUGAAGUCGAGCUUGGCCCAGCCUCAGAUGUUGGUGGUGUCAGACGUGUCAGACAUGUUCGUACCGCUGCUCGACGGCUUCCUGGUCAACGUGAAUGAGAGCCGGCAAGUUAUCGAGAGUUUGCUGGACCAGAUCCCAGAGAUGUUUGCAGACACCAGGGAGACAGAGACGGUCUUUGGACCUGUCAUCCAGGCGGGACUCGAAGCGCUCAAGGCUGCAGACUGCGCAGGAAAGCUCUUUGUGUUUCACACGUCUCUGCCCAUCGCAGAAGCUCCCGGAAAACUAAAGAACAGAGAAGAUAAGAAGCUGAUUGGGACAGAUAAAGAGAAGUCUCUGUUUCAGCCCCAGGUGGGUUUCUACAACACUCUAGCUAAGGAGUGUGUAGCUCAAGGCUGCUGUGUGGAUCUCUUCCUCUUCCCCAACGGGUAUGUUGACGUUGCUACGUUAGGGGUGGUUCCUGUCUCCACCGGAGGGUCUGUCUACAAAUACACAUACUUCCAGGCUCAGUCGGACAGAGAGCGAUUCCUGAACGACCUCAGACGAGAUGUUCAGAAACUCGUUGGCUUUGACGCCGUCAUGAGGGUGCGGACAAGCACAGGUGUCCGAGCGACAGACUUCUUCGGCUCCUUCUUCAUGAGUAACACCACAGACGUGGAGCUGGCGGGCCUGGACUGUGACAAGGCCAUCACUGUGGAGCUCAAACACGACGACAAGCUCAGCGAGGAGACGGGGGCUCUCAUGCAGUGCGCCGUGCUGUACACCAGCUGCAGCGGCCAGAGGCGUCUCCGCAUCCACAACAUGGCGGUCAACUGCUGCUCUCAGCUGGCUGACCUCUACCGCAACUGUGAGACCGACACAAUCAUCAACUUCUUCUCUAAAUAUGCCUUCCGUGGCAUCCUGAACAGCCCCACCAAGGCGGUGAGAGACACUCUGAUCAACCAGUGUGCUCAGAUUCUGGCCUGCUACAGAAAGAACUGCGCAAGCCCCUCGUCAGCUGGUCAGCUGAUCCUUCCAGAGUGCAUGAAGCUGCUUCCCGUUUAUCUGAACUGUGUGCUGAAGGGCGACGUGCUGCUGCCGGGCGCCGACGUCUCGCUGGACGACCGGGCGUACCUGAGGCAGCUCAUCAGCUGCAUGGACGUCUCAGAGAGCCACGUCUUCUUCUACCCUCGCCUGCUGCCACUGACGAAGUUGGAAAGCGACUCGUUGCCGGUUGCGGUGCGAGACUCUGAGGAGAGGCUGUCUAAAGGCGGAGUUUACCUUCUGGAGACAGGACUACACCUCUUCCUGUGGGUGGGCGCCAGCGUUCAGCAGGAGCUGCUGCUCAACAUCUUCGGCACGCCGAGCUUCAGCCAGAUAGACCCGAGCAUGACGAGCCUGCCAGUGCUGGACAACCCGUUCUCCCAGAGACUCCGAGAGAUCAUCGACUCCUUCCGAGCUGAACGAUCACGAUACAUGAAGCUGAUGGUGGUGAAACAGGAAGACAAAACCGAGCUGAUAUUCAGACACUUCCUGGUCGAGGACAAGAGCGCCAGCGGGGGAGCGUCAUACGUGGACUUCUUGUGUCACAUGCACAAGGAGAUCCGCCAGCUUCUCAGCUAGGCCGACAGAGUCCAAACCUUCACCUUAAUGACAUCCCCCCCCCCCCACCCCGCCCACCCCCACCCAAACAAACCCGCCUCACCAAGUUCACCUUCCCUGUGAGAGAAAGCGCUUUAUCUUUUUUUUUUUUUUUUUUUUUUAAACCUAAUAUACUAAAGCUCUCCUCCCGUCUGUCAGCUGAGCAUCAGAGGCCAGCUGGCAGAUUCCAUCAUGUGUGUGUGUUUGUGUGAAUGUGUGUGUGAGAGAUGGAGAGUCUGAUGAUAAUAGAGCUUUACUCUGCCUCAAUCUACUGCUCCAACACAGCAGGAGCGAAAUAACUGACGAGGAAGGGUAAUGUAUAUACACAAGUGAACAAUAAUGUAUGCAACAGACUGAGUGAUUGGCGGGGACGGCUGGUGUUGACUGUAGUCGGUGUACUGUCUGUAUUACGAGCACUGAAAGGCUUUUCUGGGCGCAUAAACGACCCUCAGAUAGCAAACACUUUUUAUAUGAUUGAAUCCCAAUAGAGUGAAGGACACCUGCAUACAUAUUAAAUAAAUGCUGUUAUUUUCUGUCUAUUUUCUCCUUUUAAUCAUGGCCUUAGUACCCCCUCCCCACGCUGCUCCAAUCAUCCAUAAAAGUGUGUGUAUGUAUGUGUGUGUGUUUACAAACGGGAGAGGAUAAGUCACUCAGUCCUUAUUUACCAGUGUGUCUCCAGGUGUGAGCAUACAUUUGGAUGCUCACACCUGGGUCUGAUGACUUUUCACCUGCAGGAAGCAUCAAAGAAGUGUCGUGAAAUGUAUGAAAUGUGGUUUUAUCACCCACAAAUAAACAGAAAAAGUAAAGGUUUCACAAUCAUGA